GGAAGUCAACUCCGGUUCAAGCGAUUCGUAUUAAUAAAAAAAUAAUAAUAAAAUUUUACCAAACAUAAUGGAGCUUGAGCCCAUCUUUCAUAAAAAAGCAGAGUAUAUAGAAACAGCUUCUGGUAAUAAGGUUAGCCGGCAGUCAGUUCUAUGCGGGAGUCAGAAUAUUGUACUAAACGGAAAAACUAUAGUAAUGUCAGAUUGUGUAGUUCGAGGUGAUUUAGCUAAUGUACGGAUUGGAAGACACUGUGUAAUAGGAAAAAAUACUGUUGUUCGACCUCCAUUCAAGAAGUAUAAUAAAGGCUUCGCUUUUUUUCCCCUCCAUAUCGGUGAUUACGUUAUGAUCGAAGAGGACUGUGUUAUAAACGCCGCUCAGAUUGGUUCCUACGUACAUAUCGGAAAAAAUUGUGUAAUUGGAAGAAGAUGCGUCCUAAAAGACUGCUGUGCAAUAGCAGACAAUACAAUUUUACCGCCAGAAACAGUUGUUCCCCCCUUUACGCUCUUCUCCGGAAGUCCCGGAGUUUUUACAGAUGAACUUCCAGAAUGUACUCAAGAUUUAAUGAUUGAUGUCACAAGAAGCUUCUACAGUAAUUUUAAACCCUUAUCCAGCUGAUAUACUUACUUUCUCCUCUGUUCUUGGUUUAGUCAAUAUUAUUUAUUUUCUUCCAUAAAUGGGAAAGGAAGUCUAUAAUCAAUAAUUAAUACACUUAACUAUACAAUAAGAAUCAAUUUGGAUAUUAUAUCUCUCUGGACUUUGGGAUGAGCGUUAGUUAGAAAACAAUAUUAAAUAUACUUUUUGAUCUUGAAGAGAGAAGAAUCAGUCUGUCAACUUUUCUCUAUUUUUGUUUAUUUUUCAUUCUGUUUUGCUUAAUAAUAAAGUUUUUGAACAUCGGAAACAAAUAAUCAAUAUAAUUUCGAAGUGUAAGCAAAAUAAUAGAAGAAACUUAAAUGGGGAAGAGAAGGAGGAAAGGAGAG
Dimorphilus gyrociliatus is the source of this 975-nucleotide messenger RNA. Lineage: Eukaryota; Metazoa; Annelida; Polychaeta; Dinophilidae. The record is from the annotation of a GenBank genome assembly.